Molecule: messenger RNA, 1118 nt
Organism: Salvia hispanica
Lineage: Eukaryota; Viridiplantae; Streptophyta; Magnoliopsida; Lamiales; Lamiaceae
Product: pathogenesis-related genes transcriptional activator PTI6-like
Biological process (GO): regulation of DNA-templated transcription
Molecular function (GO): DNA binding; DNA-binding transcription factor activity
Source: RefSeq, a predicted model, not a curated record
UCCCCUCUCUCUCUCUCCCCUAUAAAUCCCGCCCCUCCACUCUCACACACUUGGAGAUCCUCUUUUUCACCUUUCGAUCUCUCUCUCCAAAUCAAACACAAGUGGAGGAAGAGGAGGAGGAGUGGACCUUUGCUUUCAAUUGAUUGUGAUUUUAGCUGAUCUCAUGGAAGAGCAACUUCAACCUUGGGUGAAAUUCGCAGAGCACGUCGUCACCACCAACAAGCUCAUCAACAAUCCCCCGAGAGCAAAACUCCACCGCAAAGUCGUCAGAUUCGUCCUCCUCGACGCCGACGCCACUGACUCCUCCGGCGACGAGUCCGACGCCCCCGUCCACACAGUCCGCCGCCACGUCGAGGAGAUCACCUUCAACGCGCCGGCGCCGACGCACCGCCAGACCAAGAAGCGGCGGCGGGACGCGCCUCGCCGCGGGAAGUUCCGCGGCGUGAGGCAGCGGCCGUGGGGGAGGUGGGCCGCCGAGAUCCGCGACCCGGCCCAGGGAAAACGGGUCUGGCUGGGCACCUACGACACGCCGGAGGAAGCCGCCACCGUCUACGACAGGGCCGCGCUCAGGCUCAAGGGCGCCGCCGCCGUGAUCAAUUUCCCUGAGCCGCCGCCGCAUGCUCUGACGGAGAGUGACGCCGUUUCCUCGGGGAAGGACGCCGCUCUGUCCCCGACGUCGGUGCUCCGCUGCGAGGAUUUCACGGCGUUUGAUGGGCUCGGCGCGGACUUCGGGUUUGACCUGGACUGGACGUUGAGUUUGCCGGUGAAAUUUACGGCGGAGGAAUUCGGCGAGUUUGACUUUGAUGACUUCAUUAAUGAGCUAAGGUGACGUCAGCGUGUCGGGGGCUUAGUUGGCGGGAAUGCUCCUGGACUUUUCAAUGCUGUGUGUGUACUGUAUUUAAUAGUAGCCGUACACGUAUUAUUAUACACGGCGAUUUUGUGCGAGGACAUUUUUGGGCUACAAUUUAUGGUGGGGAAUUUGUGAUACUAUUGUUUAUUGUAAGUAAAAUUAUGGUAGCAUAUCAAAAUUUCAACAAGUAAAAAAAGUUUGUACCUAAAGUUUUGUCGAGUGAAAAAAGUUUGUACAACUCUCAAUGCAUAUUUAUUGACUUGGAGAA